CGUUGUAUCCGUCUGCGCACAGAUGUCUUGCACACACGGAGGUUGGUAACUCCCGCCCUUACAGGAAGGAAGAGUUCAAAUAAAAUAUAUCCAGGAACAUUAAACAUGAAACCUGCACGUCCUGCCACUUGCGAUGCUGACCGGGCUUAUCUCUUCCGUCGUCUAUGGCAGAUCAUAGGGCCGUCUAUGGGCUGACUCAAGUCUCCUGUAGAGAAGAAACCCCCGCCUCCCGGUUUCAAGUGGGCUUUCAGAAGGAGCAAGCCUUUGGUCAAGUGGAGGGCUGGGGGGCCCUGCUUAUUCCAAUCCAGGCCACCCCUCAAGACGUUGCCUUACUGUGUGGGGUGUCGCUCCCUGCCCUGUUCAUGCUGAGCAAGACCUUACCCAACCACCACCCAGCAACCAGGAGCCUGGCUGCUGAGCUCAGCAGGAACAGCGAAGGGGGUUGUUGUGAGGGCAGAAUCAGGCUGAACGUCUCCGGCACCCUCAGCUGUUGCCUGUAGGGCUUGGUUUCCAUACUGUCCUGGUCACCCUUCCUCUGGACACCUUCCGGCUUGUCAAGAUCCUUCAUAAACUGUGGUGCAGGCCGGCCUUUUCCAGAGCAUGUGCCCUCCACCGGAAGCUCCCAGAUGUUUGGACGCCCUGGCUUGAACGCUGGAAGACUCUGCAUUGAGGUGGGGGAUUUCCCUUCCGGCUCAGUGGUCCUGCUAGCCUCGAACAGGAAGGGGAACGGAAGCUUGGCUUGCUGUGGGUUGAGGCAUCCCUUUGGCUGCACCCCACAUCCACAGUCAGGGGGACGAGGUGUUCCUCUUGCUUGGACAGGCUGUGAGCCGAAGAACCUCCCUCCCGCGGGGACCAGCUCUCCUCUCCAGUCACCCCUCUGCACCCGAAAGGCCACGGGUGGUGCUACGCCUCUGACCACAGAGAAGAGUCCCAGGAAGAGCCACCACCAUGUCUCCUGUGAAGCUUCGUGUUCUUGGUCUGGAGAUCCUGCUCGCCCUGCUGAGUUUCGCCAGCCCACCCCCCAACGUGGUCCUUAUCUUUGCUGACGAUCUGGGCUUUGGAGAUCUGGGAAGCUACGGCCACCCCUCCUCUGCCACGCCAAACCUGGACAAGAUGGCCGCCGGUGGCCUGCGGUUUACUGACUUCUACAGCAGUAGCCCCGUCUGCAGCCCUUCCCGGGCAGCCCUCUUGACAGGACGUUACCAGACACGCUCCGGCAUUUACCCCGGCGUGUUCUACCCUGGCUCCCGGGGAGGCCUUCCUUUGGCCGAGGUGACAGUAGCGGAAUUGCUGAAGGGCCGGGGCUAUGCCACCGCCAUGGUGGGCAAGUGGCACCUGGGAUUGGGACCCAAUGGGACGUUCCUGCCCACGCGGCAAGGGUUUGACCACUACUUGGGGGUGCCUUACUCGCACGACCAGGGUCCCUGCCAGAACCUCACCUGCUUCCCUCCGGACAUCCGGUGCUUUGGGACCUGUGAUCAGGGCGUGGUCCCCGUCCCCCUCUUCUGGAAUGAAAGCAUCGUCGAGCAGCCGGUGUCCUUCCCGAAACUGCAGCCCCGCUAUAGUGCCUUUGCCCGGGACUUCAUCUCUGCCUCAGCCAGACGCCAGCAGCCUUUCUUCCUGUAUUAUGCCUCCCACCACACCCAUUAUCCCCAGUUUGGCAGCCAGGAGUACACAGGCCGGUCGCUCAGGGGGCCCUUUGGCGAUGCUCUCCUUGAGUUCGAUGGCUCGGUCGGUCACCUCUUGCAAGCCUUACGGGACGCUGGCGUAGAGAAGAACACGCUGGUCUUCUUCACGGCUGACAACGGCCCCGAGACCAUGCGCAUGUCCCGAGGGGGCAGCUCGGGGCUGCUGAAAUGUGGCAAAGGGACAACCUACGAGGGCGGCAUGCGCGAACCAGCGGUGGCCUACUGGCCGGGCCACAUCACCCCAGGGGUGACCCAUGAACUGGCCAGUACCCUGGACGUCCUGCCGACCGUGGCGGCUCUGGCCGGAGUGCCCCUUCCCAACGUCACUUUGGAUGGUUAUGACCUCAGCCCGGUCCUCUUCGGAAACGGAAAGAGCCCUCGCCAGACCAUGUUCUACUACCCACCGGCCCCCAGUGAGCUGCUCGGCGUCUUUGCUGUCCGCUACAAGAAAUACAAAGCCCAUUUCUUCACUCAAGGCGCCUUCCACAGCGGGAUGACCCCGGAUGCUGACUGCCACGGGACCGCCCUUCUCACGGCCCACGAGCCCCCGCUGCUGUUUGACCUGGAUUCGGAUCCUGCCGAGAAUUACAACCUCCUCCAGGGAAGUUCUGUGGCGCCCGACCUCCUGGCCGUCCUCAAGGAGGUCUGGCUGCAGAAGGCCCAGUUCGAUCAGCAGAUGGCCUUUGGGGAGAGCCAGCCGGGGCGAGGCCUGGAGCCCGCCUGGGAGCCCUGCUGCUCCCCUCAGUGCCAGCCCAAGCCGUCCUGUUGCGGCUGCGCGUCCCCUUAGCCUCACGCCGCCCCUGUGAGGCCUGGGUCAUUGUCGCGACACACACACACACACAGGGGGGACUGUUCUUGUCAUCUGACAAACUCCUAAGGGCUUUUUUAAAAAAAACUAGAGCAUUCCCACCUCUCUUGGUUUUUUUAAUCAGAGGAAGCUCACCUGUGGCCUUCAGAGGUGGUGAAAUUGCCUUGAAAUGAUGAAGAGAACCACGUGGGGAUUUCAGCUCCUUUCCUAGGCUGCGAAAUUCUAACUUUCUGUAUUGAUUUCAUGCCUGUUUGUCUGUAAGCCAAACCGCCCUGAACGUGCCUCUGCCCCACGGAGGAGGAGAGGAAUCUGCUGUGCCAGAGCAAUGCAGUGAGAAGCAGGGGUUUGGCGCUUUUUUGGCCAAUCCUCUGCCUCAGUGGCGGACAGGGGGGCCUUCCACCACUUCGCCAACUCAGGCUGCUUAUUUUUUCCUGACUCUACCCACCCACCC
Pogona vitticeps (central bearded dragon) is the source of this 2947-nucleotide messenger RNA. The record is from RefSeq and is a predicted model, not a curated record. NCBI's taxonomy places the organism in Eukaryota, Metazoa, Chordata, Lepidosauria, Squamata, Agamidae.